Molecule: messenger RNA, 2886 nt
Organism: Castor canadensis (American beaver)
Lineage: Eukaryota; Metazoa; Chordata; Mammalia; Rodentia; Castoridae
Gene: Stat4
Product: signal transducer and activator of transcription 4
Biological process (GO): regulation of DNA-templated transcription; signal transduction
Molecular function (GO): DNA binding; DNA-binding transcription factor activity
Source: RefSeq, a predicted model, not a curated record
UUCUUCUGGCACCCUUCCACCUGCAGUUGCAAGAGUGGCUGACAGGGAUAAAGAGGGAAGACGGCACCCUGCAAAGGGGCUUCAUUCUCACUCUUCCUUUUAGUGUUUCUAGAAUAGAGUGGGUGGGAACUGACUGAAGUAAAGUCCCAGAGAUUCAAAUAGUGACGCACAGGAAAGCCUCAAGUGGGUGGAGAAAUGCAAAUCCCCUCUGACAUGGCGUCAGCGGCGGUGUCCCGGGGGCUGUGAAGGGCGAUUCUGACUUUGGACUUGAGCCUGCGGGGACUUAGGCUGAGAGGGAGUCAGCAUGUCUCAGUGGAAUCAAGUCCAACAGUUAGAAAUCAAGUUUUUGGAGCAAGUUGAUCAAUUCUAUGAUGACAACUUUCCUAUGGAAAUACGACAUCUGCUGGCUCAGUGGAUUGAAAAUCAGGACUGGGAGGCAGCUUCUAACAAUGAAACCAUGGCAACAAUUCUUCUUCAAAACCUGUUAAUACAACUGGAUGACCAGUUAGGUCGCGUUUCCAAAGAGAAAAACCUGCUCUUGAUACACAAUCUAAAAAGAAUUAGAAAAGUACUUCAGGGAAAGUUUCAUGGAAAUCCAAUGCACGUAGCUGUGGUUAUUUCAAAUUGUUUAAGAGAAGAGAGGAGAAUAUUGGCUGCAGCCAACAUGCCUGUCCAGGGACCUCUGGAGAAAUCCUUACAAAGUUCUUCAGUUUCAGAAAGACAGAGAAAUGUGGAGCAUAAAGUGGCUGCAAUUAAAAACAGUGUGCAGAUGACAGAACAAGACACCAAAUACUUAGAAGACCUCCAAGAUGAAUUUGACUACAGGUAUAAAACAAUUCAGUCAAUGGAUCAGGGUGACAAGAAUAGUCUCCUGAUGAAUCAGGAAGUUUUGACACUGCAAGAAAUGCUUAACAGCCUAGACUUCAAGAGAAAGGAAGCCCUCAGUAAGAUGACACAAAUAGUGAAUGAAACAGACUUGCUAAUGAACAGCAUGCUGAUUGAAGAGCUGCAGGACUGGAAGAGGCGGCAGCAGAUCGCCUGCAUUGGGGGUCCACUCCACAAUGGGCUUGACCAGCUUCAGAACUGCUUUACCCUGCUGGCAGAAAGUCUUUUUCAACUCAGAAGGCAAUUGGAGAAAUUAGAGGAGCAGUCUACCAAAAUGACAUAUGAAGGUGAUCCUAUCCCAGUGCAAAGAACACACCUGCUAGAAAGAGUCACCUUCCUGAUCUACAACCUUUUCAAGAAUUCAUUUGUGGUUGAGAGACAGCCAUGCAUGCCAACCCACCCUCAGAGGCCGAUGGUACUUAAAACCCUUAUUCAGUUCACUGUAAAACUAAGGCUUCUAAUAAAAUUGCCAGAGCUAAACUAUCAGGUAAAGGUUAAAGCUUCAAUUGACAAGAACGUUUCAACUCUAAGCAAUCGAAGGUUUGUCCUUUGUGGAACUCAUGUCAAAGCCAUGUCCAUUGAAGAAUCUUCCAAUGGGAGUCUUUCAGUAGAAUUUAGACAUUUGCAACCAAAGGAAAUGAAGUCAAGUGCUGGGGGUAAAGGAAAUGAGGGCUGUCAUAUGGUGACUGAAGAGCUUCAUUCUAUAACUUUUGAGACACAGAUCUGCCUCUAUGGCCUGAAUAUCGAUUUGGAGACCAGUUCAUUACCUGUGGUGAUGAUUUCCAAUGUCAGUCAGUUACCUAAUGCUUGGGCGUCCAUCAUUUGGUACAAUGUGUCAACCAAUGAUUCUCAGAACCUGGUUUUCUUUAAUAAUCCUCCAUCUGCCACAUUAAGUCAACUCCUGGAAGUGAUGAGCUGGCAGUUUUCGUCAUAUGUUGGUCGUGGCCUUAAUUCAGAUCAACUCAAUAUGCUGGCAGAGAAGCUCACAGUCCAAUCUAGCUACAGUGAUGGUCACCUCACCUGGGCCAAGUUCUGCAAGGAACACUUACCUGGUAAAUCAUUUACUUUUUGGACAUGGCUUGAAGCAAUAUUGGAUCUAAUUAAGAAACACAUUCUUCCCCUUUGGAUUGAUGGGUAUGUCAUGGGCUUUGUGAGCAAAGAAAAGGAACGGCUCCUGCUAAAGGAUAAAAUGCCUGGGACCUUUUUAUUAAGAUUCAGUGAAAGCCAUCUUGGAGGGAUAACUUUCACCUGGGUGGACCAUUCUGAAAACGGAGAAGUUAGAUUCCACUCAGUAGAACCUUACAACAAAGGUCGGUUGUCUGCUCUGCCAUUCGCUGACAUCCUUCGAGACUACAAGGUUAUUAUGGCUGAAAACAUUCCUGAAAAUCCUCUGAAAUACCUAUAUCCUGACAUUCCGAAAGACAAAGCUUUUGGUAAACACUACAGCUCCCAGCCUUGCGAAGUUUCAAGACCAACAGAAAGGGGAGACAAAGGUUAUGUUCCUUCAGUUUUUAUCCCCAUUUCGACAAUUCGAAGUGAUUCAACGGAACCACAAUCUCCAUCAGACCUUCUUCCCAUGUCUCCAAGUGUGUAUGCAGUGCUGAGAGAUAACCUGAGUCCUGCAACAAUUGAAACUGCAAUGAAGUCUCCGUAUUCUGUUGAAUGACAGGAUAAGCUUAAACCCUAAAGAAGGAGCAAAUGAAAAACAUUUAAGAACUAUUCUCUGUCAAAGACCACAUCUUAUUUCUUCAGCUUUGUAAAUGCCGGUUUCCAGGAAAUGGAAGUCUGAAAUUCACCCCCAGCUGGGAAUGUUGUGACUUAAAAUGCUAAAAACUAACAGCUUCAGAUAAAUUUUCAAGAUAAGAUAACUUUAAGAAACCAGUGCCAGUGACAAUAUAAUAUAACAGAAGACUCAUGUGCAUGUCUAUUUCUGAGUUUGUUUCUUGGUGUUAUUUAUGACUUUUGGCUUUAGAAAGUAGAAGUAUUAACAUUUCAGUGUAG